This is a messenger RNA of Gavialis gangeticus (Gharial), 5649 nucleotides long. It is a transcript of the gene KDM1B, whose product is annotated as lysine demethylase 1B. The transcript is spliced from 20 exons. The record is from RefSeq and is a predicted model, not a curated record. Gene Ontology annotation, molecular function: zinc ion binding; oxidoreductase activity; protein binding. Bases 180 to 2645 code for a protein of 821 amino acids. NCBI's taxonomy places the organism in Eukaryota, Metazoa, Chordata, Crocodylia, Gavialidae.
UUACCCCACUGCAUGAAGUGGAUGCUGUCCCUUCCCAGGAGUCCUCUCUCCCUGAAACGUAUGAUGAUGGGUGAUGGCAGUGUUUAAGUAUCAUCUGAUUAAAACACUCUGUCAAACUAGGCCAUCUUGUAAUGUUACAUAACUGUUUUCUGACUUUAUCCUGCAGUUCUUAUUAGACAAUGUCAGCUGGAAGAGUACGGGCAAAAAAAAAGGCAUCGUCUGUGGAUCAGUCUCCAGAUAGCCUUCCUUUGCGGAGCUCUGGGAGACAGGUGAAGAAGAAGGCGGCUGAAACAGCAGAUGACGACGAUGAAGCAACAUCGGAGAAGAAGUACAGAAAGUGUGAAAAAGCUGGUUGCACUGCAACAUGUCCUGUUUGCUUCGCAAGUGCUGCCGAAAGGUGUGCUAAAAAUGGCUACACAUCUAGAUGGUAUCAUCUCUCCUGUGGGGAACACUUCUGCAAUGAGUGUUUUGAUUAUUAUUAUCGAAGCCAUAAAGAUGGUUAUGAGAAAUACACUGCUUGGAAAAGGAUUUGGACUAGUAAUGGUAAAAGUGAGCCCAGUCCUAAAGCUUUCAUGGCUGAUCAACAGCUUCCUUACUGGGUACAGUGCACCAAGCCAGCAUGUGGGAAGUGGCGUCAGCUGACAAAGGAAAUCCAGCUCACUUCACAAAUAGCCAAAACGUACCGUUGUGGUAUGAAACUUAGCAAUUCUACCAAGACUGAGGGCUCAGACCAGUGUUCCAUGCCUGAGGAUUUGAGAGUUGCUGAAGUCUCAGACCACUGGUGGUACUCCAUGCUCAUUCUCCCUCCCUUGCUGAAAGACAGUGUAGCAGCUCCCUUUCUCGCUGCAUACUAUCCAGAUUGUGUGGGCAUGAGUCCAUCCUGUACCAGCACUAACCGAUUACUGGGUGAAUCCAACACUGUGAAGUUAGAGCAUUUAAAGAGCAUGCCUAAUUUGGCUGUUUCAGGGUUGAACAAAUACUUCCAGCCUUUUUACCAGCCCAAUGAAUGUGGUAAAGCACUCUGUGUGAGACCAGAUGUCAUGGAACUAGAUGAACUCUAUGAGUUCCCAGAAUAUUCAAGAGACCCUACUAUGUACUUGGCCUUAAGAAACCUCAUUCUGGCUCUGUGGUAUACAAACUGCAAAGAAGCUCUCACUCCUCAGAAAUGUACGCAUCACAUCAUUGUUCGGGGGCUUGUGCGUAUUCGCUGUGUACAAGAGAUGGAGAGGAUUCUGUACUUUAUGACAAGAAAAGGGCUGAUUAAUACAGGGAUUUUGUCAGUCAGUCCUGACCAGUAUCUUCUUCCCAAAGAAUACCACAAUAAAUCUGUCAUUAUUGUUGGAUCUGGUGCAGCUGGGUUAGCAGCUGCAAAACAGCUUCACAAUUUUGGAAUUAAGGUCAUCAUACUAGAAGCUAAAGAGAGAAUCGGUGGGCGAGUGUGGGAUGAUAAAACUUUCAAAGGAAUCACUGUUGGAAGGGGAGCACAGAUUGUCAAUGGAUGCGUCAACAACCCAGUAGCACUAAUGUGUGAGCAACUUGGCAUUAAAAUGCACAGACUUGGGGAGAGAUGUGAUUUGAUCCAGGAAGGUGGACGAAUAACUGAUCCCACUAUAGAUAAGCGCAUGGACUUCCAUUUCAAUGCCAUCUUGGAUGUUGUCUCUGAGUGGAGAAAAGAUAAGAGCCAGCAUCAAGAUGUCCCUCUCGGUGAGAAGAUACAGGAGAUCUACAAAGCCUUUAUUCAGGAGUCUGGUAUCCAGUUCAGUGAGCUGGAGGAAAAGGUACUACAGUUCCAUCUCAGUAACCUGGAAUAUGCCUGUGGCAGCAACCUCUCUCUGGUAUCUGCACGCUCAUGGGACCACAAUGAAUUUUUUGCCCAGUUUGCUGGAGAUCACACUCUUUUAACAGUGGGAUACUCUACUGUGUUAGAUAAACUGGCUGAAGGUGUGGACAUUCGGCUUAAUUUUCCGGUACGCAACAUUGACUAUUCUGGAGAAGAAGUCCAGGUCACAACAACAGAUGGAACUAUGUGGGCAGCGCAAAAGGUUUUAGUUACUGUACCACUAGCGCUUCUUCAAAAAAACACUAUUCAGUUUAAUCCUCCACUGCCAGAGAAAAAAAUUAAAGCCAUUAAUGGUUUAGGAGCAGGAGUCAUUGAGAAGAUUGCUUUACAGUUUCCUUACAGAUUUUGGGACAGCAAAAUUCAAGGAGCUGAUUUUUUUGGUCACGUUCCACCUAAUUCCAGCCAACGUGGACUAUUUAGUGUCUUUUAUGACAUGGAUCCACAGGGAAAAUACAGUGUUCUAAUGUCAGUGGUUACUGGAGAUGCUGUGAUGACAAUUAAGAAUUUAGAUGAUAAACAAGUAUUACAGCAAUGCAUGACUGUACUUCGAGAGCUGUUUAAGGAGCAGGAAGUUCCUGAUCCAGUAAAAUUCUUUGUUACACGAUGGAGCCAAGACCCCUGGACCCAGAUGGCAUACAGUUUUGUAAAGACAGGUGGCAGUGGGGAGGCUUAUGACAUUCUAGCUGAAGAUGUACAAGGAAAAAUCUUCUUUGCUGGUGAGGCCACAAACAGGCACUUUCCCCAGACGGUUACAGGAGCCUAUUUGAGCGGCGUUCGAGAAGCAAGCAAAAUAGCAGCAUUUUGAAUAGUGGCAUUUUGUUUCUAUAGAUUUUUUUUUAUCGUUUUCUGUGGGUAAGACUAUCUUCAAUUUUCCUAUUUGCUACUUUGCUAAGUGGUACUUAAACAGUGUACGGUACCUGAAAAUAAAUUCAUCUUUCUUCCUUUCUCUUUCUUUUCUCCCUUUUAAACCCUGAGGAUACAAGUACUUGUUUUCUUAACUAAAACAUUUGUUGUAACUUAUUAGUCUGCACUAGCAUUCAAGUCUCUGGCCUCUUUGGCCCUCAGAGAUUUACUAACAACCUUCUAAGUGAACUGUUUUUUUCAUGGUUCAACUCUUACUGUUGUAGAACUAAACUUCAGGUCAGGACAAGAGGGCUUUUAGUCACUAUACAGUAUUAAAACAUGCUUGUAGACUUACAGGUGGGGAUGAUAGGACCCUUCAAUUCAUUUUCUUCUCAGGUAUUCACACUCAUUCCCAAGCACUUGAAUAAACUGGCCAAAUUGUGGAAUAACAAUGGUUAUGAGUAUAAGAAGGAACAAACUGAAAUGUCUCCCCACCUGCAACAGACAAACCCCUCUUGCUAUUUUUUCAGUGACCUUACUUUCUACCAGUCAGGUUUUAGAAUCUGAAGUUUGUUCCUUUAAACUGCUGGAACAGUAUACAGUGCAAUUACAGGAGGGUUAUUGGAGCUAAGAUAAUUUUUUAGAAGAAAUAAAAAUAUGAAACUUUUUACAUUAUUGUAAAAAUGUCUAAAUUUUUUCCCUCCUACAUAUUCAGAGGAAAAAUACCUUUAAAAGAAUCCUCUUUACAAUAGGGUUAAGUUGAGAUUUGCUCAGUGGAAGUAGAGUAGGGGGAAAAAGUUUUAUAAUUUUGUUGUUGUUUGAACAGUGAAUCUCCAAAUUCAUUUGAGAUGUGUAGAUAAGUCAUUUAUAUGUGUAAUUAUGAAAGCAUAGCAAGGAAUGAAGAUGGGACUAUAAGUUCAAAUUUCUUAGUGGCUCAUUCAGCUUUUGUAUUUAAAAAUAGGGAAAGAUGAAUGAGGUAAAAUUCAUGCUUUUUUAUGAAGGGCUCAAAGAAGGUGGCUUGCACUUUGAAGUUUUUUUUAUUAUUAUUGAAAGUAUUAUUAAAGAAAGACUUGAGGGACUAACUCUGAAAGAAAAAUAUCUUUGAUAGAAACUAGAGAAAUGGGCAGGUGACUAACAGCAUCCCCUAGAACAAAGUUUAUAUGGAAAAUCAUUUUAAAAUUUACACUCCCCUGCCCUGCCCCGCUGUCUCCCUGCAACUUUAUUACUUUGGCUGCAUAUGAUUCUAGAAAGGUAACAAGCACACACUGUUUUCCUUGGUCUCAAGCAGACUCUUUUAUUUUUUAAAGGAUGCUCUUUGUGCAACAGAGAGACUGAGGCUUUUAGUUAUAGUGCUUAUCUCCAAAAAGUUUUACCUUCACAAAAGAAACCUGCUGAAGAAAAGCAAAUUUUACUCUUCUUUAAAAAACUUAUUCAUUUUCUAGAGUAGAUAUUAUGUUUAAAUGUCUUUAUUUAAUGUUUAAUUUACAAGGUUGAAGAUGUUUAUGUAAUGAGACCUGUUUUUCAGAUAAAUAUUUGUUUUUACUUUUAAAACAGAGUAAGAUGGUGAUUGAAAAAGUGUAAUUGUUCAUAUUUCUUUCUGCUCUACACAAAUGCUAAUAUUUACAUUUCUAAUAUAUUCCAAGUACUAAAUUGUAAUUUAAGGGUUACAAAAAACAAGGUGUGAAAUUCUCUGCUGAUAGAAGAAACGGUAAUUGAAGUUCAGAUUUUGCUUUUGGUAAUCGUUGUUACUUUGAUAAUUCCACACUUUGUAGACCAAUUAAUAAUGUAACUGGAAAGAUUUCAAUGGGAGAUGAAAACUUUAUAUGUGGGCAAUAGUGAAAUGAGCUUUCUUCUUCCCUCGAAAUUUUCUGUACAAGAGAAAAAAUGUUACUGGAACGCAUCUUAGAAAUUUAGCUAAAUAAGAGAAUCUUUAUUAGAAACCUGUAACAUUAAUUCUACUUACAGCUUGCUUCAUCAGGCCUUAUCCAAGCUUCAGUCUGCUUUAUAAUGGCAGGAUUAACUGAAAGGUCAAGCUCUAAAGCAGCACUUUCCAACCUUUUGCCUUAGUAUGGUCCGUUCCUCACCCCCCAGUGCCCCUCACCCCCCAUGUGCUCCUCAUUCGCAACCUGCAGCCCCCUGCUCCCCCCAGCCCUGCCAGAGGGAGCCCCCAGUUGUCAGGGUUACAGGGCCAGGACCAAAUCCUGGGCACAUGUACAUGAUGCUCCCUGCCUGAUGAUCAUCCUCCUUCCAUUCCUCCCAGCCCCUUGAGGGGCUGAUCCCAAUCUGUGAUCGUCUUUGCAACCCCAUUUGUUACUGUUGUUGCCUCAAGGUUGGGAACUGCUGCUUUAAAAUCUCAUUUCAGUACUGCAUUCCAAGUCAACAUUUACUUUUCAGCAUGUGUCUUACACUAGGAUUUAAACAUUUUAGCAUACAGUGAUACUUUGCUGAAAAACAAGCAUGGGCAUAAGCAAAUUCUUUGUUAACUUGGGCCUUAGUUAGCAAGCACUUUUUAUAGCAUUAAGACAAGUGAUGGGUAAUAAAUGCACAAACUUAUGGUAUAUUAUUACUUUGAUGUCAAGGCAUUUAAAUUAUAUUGUGCUGCACCUAAGUGGAGAAACUAAGCAUUUUAAUUUAUAUUCAUUCAAACUUCUAAAAAAAAAACAAAAAAACAAAACAUCAGGCUGGUUCUGAGGCUUCACUCUUAAUUACUGUUCCCAAAGAUCUUUUCCUUUCACAGCCGUGUCAAAUUUAAUUUUAGGCAUGUCAGUUUUUUAUCUGUACGUACGGUUUAGUCCCUGUAGAUAAACAACUAGGGAAAGUUGGGGUUUGGCUUUUUUUUUGUUGUUUUUUUUAAUAAGCUUGUAUAAAAUAUUACCAAAAUGUUUGAAUGCAGAGCAUGAUCUGUUAUACUUCAGCUCUCCUGUGUGACUGGUAUGGUAUGAUGUCAGGAUAAACUGGAAAGUGUC